GUGCGUUUUCCGGGGUUCCACUUGAUGCAAUCGUGCUGAAAUUGAUGCGCCGCGGUUUGGUGCUUUAACCGGAGGACGGAGGGUUAGGUGAUCUACAGCAGUUGGUGUGUGCGGCGGAGACAGGGGGAUUUAUUGGAUGAAACGGUUAAGGUGUUUUUCAGCCCACCCUUGCAGCUCACAAUCGCCCUUUUGAGGAACAUCAUGGCUAGUGCCUCUCCUCCUCCAGCAUCGGGCUCCUCACCCACCGACACUACAGCCACCGGCUCCAGUGGCCAAGCAUCAGGAGAAAGCAGCAGCCAGGACAGCACGUUUGAAUGUAACAUCUGCUUGGACACUUCCAAGGAUGCAGUAAUAAGCUUGUGUGGACACCUCUUCUGUUGGCCCUGCUUGCAUCAGUGGUUGGAAACAAGGCCAAAUAGACAGGUGUGUCCAGUAUGUAAAGCAGGCAUCAGCCGAGACAAGGUCAUCCCACUGUAUGGGCGAGGCAGCACCGGCCAGCAGGACCCGAGAGAGAGAACUCCUCCCAGACCACAGGGGCAGAGACCGGAGCCUGAGAACCGUGGGGGAUUUCAAGGAUUUGGCUUUGGAGAUGGCGGCUUCCAGAUGUCCUUUGGUAUUGGAGCGUUUCCUUUUGGCAUUUUUGCUACAGCGUUCAACAUCAAUGAUGGAAGGCCACCUGCAGCUGCUCCUGGUACCCCUCAGCACAUGGAUGAACAGUUCCUGUCCCGCCUCUUCCUGUUUGUGGCGCUGGUCAUCAUGUUUUGGCUUCUGAUUGCAUGAAAACGGUUAUGAACUCAUGACUGGACGCACGGUGACCGGCGCUGGUGUUACAGACAGUGAUUAUGGAGGUGGUCUGAAGUUUCUGUGGAGGAAAUACUUUCACUUUUCUCUCGGCCGUCAGAUUCGGCUGAUUUUAAAUGAAAUGUGUUCAGACACGUGGAUUCUUUCGUGUGAAGGAGAUGAAUCGUGUGUCUGUGAUUGCAUGACUGUGGUCAGUUCAGUACAGAAAACUGUAAAAAAUGUGAUUUAAUGGAAUUUUACUGUUAAUCUCUCCUCUUGUUGGCUUUUCCUCUCAGAUUGUAAUUUUAAAUAAAACCCAGAGUCUUAUUUGUCUUAA
Molecule: messenger RNA, 1117 nt
Organism: Astyanax mexicanus (Mexican tetra)
Lineage: Eukaryota; Metazoa; Chordata; Actinopteri; Characiformes; Acestrorhamphidae
Gene: rnf185
Product: ring finger protein 185
Exons: 7
Coding region: 202-780 (192 amino acids)
Biological process (GO): ubiquitin-dependent protein catabolic process
Cellular component (GO): endoplasmic reticulum
Molecular function (GO): ubiquitin protein ligase activity; ubiquitin-like protein conjugating enzyme binding; metal ion binding
Source: RefSeq, a predicted model, not a curated record